AUCUGCGAUGCUAAAGCAGUAAAUUAAUUGUCCCAGAAGAGCACUACACAAGGAAUUUAUGUUCUCAAUUGCAUCACUCAUGCUACUGAAUUCAUGUGGUGCCACAGUCAAAUUCCAUCAAACUCCAACAUCCUAACAUUCAGAACUUGGAAUUUCUUAUCCCCACGUGUCAUCACCACAUUAGUUUUUAUCUUUUUACUUCAAAUUUCUGGACCCGUAUAUGGUGGACAUAUAUGUAGACCACCAGAUAGUCCUAAUCUACCGGAACGUAAAUACAAACUCCAGGAGCUUCAUUCAGCUUUCGAACAUGUUUCCUCAAAAUCGAAACUAAUCAAUGAAAAACGUCUUAAACAGUCACGUCUACAACCGAAAGGACUUAAUGCUCGACGUGUUUCAAAUGUAUAUUUGGGAGUACAACUUGGACCGCUCGGCAAGAUAAUUUCGCUCAGGUCCUUCCUGCAAUUGACUUGGCUCUGGAGGAUAUACAAACCAUGCCAGCUUUUGAAGGUGUCAGCUUUACCACAGUACUUAUAUUAUACAUUGAUGCUCUUGCAUGCGAUGCACUUGCCCUACUAACCCAGCUAAAUUCGAACGGUGUAAAUGUGAUUUUUGGUCCUUUAAACGACUUUACUCUGGCCAAUGCAGCAAGAUUCAGUACUGCUAUGUACAAUGUCCCUAUUGUGGCUCCAGCUGGUUUUGCACAUCAACUGAGUGAUAAACUUGAAUACGGAAUGCUCACACGUGUCUUAUUUACCUAUUCUGAUUUGGAAUGGGUUUUUGGUAAUACUUUAAAACAUUAUGGAUGGUUACCGAAUCAGCAAACACCAAUAGCAAUAUUCACAACUAGGAAUGUCAGGCGACGAGAGGGAGUAGUUGGACAUACUGGCUUGGCUGGUGUAUUUCAACAUUUAAUACUACAGAAAUUUUUAGUCAAAGCCGCAUACAAGCUUUUAUCCGUUACUUUAGAUGACGAAAUUGAUGUGACAGACCGCUUUCUGAAACGUCUUCCUGACUCCGCCAGAAUCAUCAUAUUAUGUACAGAUCCGGAAGUUGUACGGGAUAUUAUGUUGGAAGCGCAUAAAUUAAAUAUGGUCAAUGGAGAUUAUGCAUUUUUCAACAUGGAUCUUCUAAGCAGGUGUGUCCGUUUGCAUUCCUAUUAUUUUAUGCUUUUCACAAACUGAUUAGUGUGGAUGUAGUGUACUAAAAUCACUAUAUAUUGCAACAUCAUUGCCAUAGAAUUCAAUGUCGUGAUCGUUUACAGUCCGAAUUGAUAUCGAUUCGAGAAUAACUCAGAACUUGUCAAACAAAACUGAGAAGACCAUGGUACAGAGAAACGUCUAGUGCAGAAGAGAAUGAAAGAGCACGUCAAGCUUAUCGUGCUCUUAUGACUGUAACACUUCUUAAACCUGACAGUCCAGAGUAUCGAACAUUCACUGAAGAAGUAAGAGCUCGGGCUCUGCGUGAUUAUGAUUUUAGUUAUCGGGAUUCGGAGGUAACACCAUUUAUUGGAACAUUUCAUGAUGCUGUCAAGUUGUACGCUCUGGCUUUAAAUGAUGCCUUAGCUAAAGGUGGAACUAUUACCAAUGGUACAUUAGUAACACAAGAAAUGUGGAACAGAACAUUUAAAGGCGUUACUGGUGUUGUUCGUAUUGAUGCAAAUGGUGAUCGUAAUGCUGACUAUUCUUUAUUGGAUAUGAAUCCUGUGACUGGAGAUUUUGAGGUUGUUGUAAAUUAUUUCGGUAAUGAUAAAUCGUUGUCACCUGUGGCUGAUAGAACAAUUGAUUGGAUAAAUACAGAUAAUAAACCUCCACCGCAUACUCCUCCAUGUGGAUUUGAUGGUUCUGAAUGCCAAAAUAGUCAUAUUAUUCAUAUUGGAAUCAUUGGUGCAACUGUACUAUUUGUUCUCAUUGCUUUAUCAUUGGUCUUAGGAGUUAUAUUCUAUCGACGAGCUAAAUUUCAAGCAGAACUACGAGCUAUGAAUUGGAUUAUACCUUGGGAGGCAUUACAAGUAACAGAGAAACAUUUACGACGUUAUCGUCGUGAAAGUGAUAUUCGUUCACCGAAUCAAUCAUCUGAUCCGCUUAGAAAAAUAUCUUUUGAUACAUGUCCUACUACUGCCAGUAAAUCUUUACUUCUAGCUGAUUCACUAAUGAAUGAAAAUCAAAAUCAGGAGGCAGCUGUUGAAUUUUGUACAACAAUUGAUGAAGUAUGUCCAGAAAAACCACAUCGUAAAAUCUCAUUCAGUAAUCUUAUCUUAUCUGCAAUCAAUUCGACAUCAGGCAGUGGAGGUGGUGGUGGUGGUGCUGCUGCUGCUGCUGGAAAUUUACCAGCUGAAAGAAAACGAAGGAAAACAUCAACUACUGGACGGUUUUUAGCUCGUUUCGCUGCAGAUCCUAUAACUUUACCACCGACAGUAUUUGAAGAGUCUGGUUCACAGACUGGUGGUGGCGGUUGUGGUGGUACAUCACCUCAUCCAACCGGAUAUUCACAGCCACAAAUCAGUGUUAGUAAACGUCAGCAUCGUUUAUCCAGACGUAGUAGGACAAAUGAUGAAAGCCAAACAAUAGAUAUGAAUAGUCCAACUAAUGGACAAAAUAAAGGAAUGCCAGAAUGGACUUAUUUUAAGCAUCCAUCUUUUGAUUAUUCUUUUACUACAAAGAAUAAUCGUCAUCGAAAGAAACACGACAGUGUUGGAAUGGACUCUGAUUAUAAUCCGUUAAUGGAAUUCGACUUUUUCAAGAAAAAGAAGCAUUCACAGGAUUCACAGUCCAGUUUGGGUUCAUUAGACACAAUAUCGGGUAUACAAUUGGAUAAAUUAGCUAACUCACAAAUGUUUGCACGUACAGCAUUUUAUAUGAAAAGUAUUGUCGCUUUGAAACCAUUACGCAGGCAAACACGAAUUGAACCAUCUAAAGCAUUAUCAAUUGAAGUUAAAAAGGUUAAAGAUUUGAAUUGUGAUCAUAUCUGUCGAUUAAUUGGUGUCUGCUUAGAAAUACCACAUCAAUGUAUAGUUUAUGAAUAUUGCCCAAAAGGAAGUCUUCAAGAUGUCUUGGAAAAUGAACAAAUCAAAUUAGAUUGGAUGUUUAAAUUUUCACUAAUGCAAGAUAUAUGUCGAGGUGUUAUGUAUCUGCAUCAAAUAUUUGGCCCACAUGGUAACUUGAAAAGUUCCAAUUGCUUGGUAGACUCACGUUUUGUAUUGAAAAUCACUGAUUUCGGUCUACCACAUAUUCGUGGUCCGCCACCAACAGAAUCGGAAGUUGGUAGUUAUAUUUUUUAUAGAAAUUUACUAUGGACAGCUCCAGAAUUAUUACCUGAUGGAGAUACAAUCCUUUAUCCACGUGAAUCAAUAAAAGGCGAUGUUUAUAGUUUUGCAAUAGUCUGUCAAGAGAUUGUAUAUCGGAAAGGUGUAUUUUAUCGACAAAAUUUUAAGAAUUGUGAACCAGAUUAUAUUGUCAAAGAAGUCAGAGAGCAUAGAAAGCCACCAUUUCGACCAACGUUGGAUUCAUUAGAGGGUUGUUCUGAAGAUUUAGUUCAACUAAUUUGUCAAGCAUGGGAUGAUGAUCCGGGUUUAAGACCAGAUUUCCAGUCAAUUAAGAUGUCUAUGCGGAAAUUAAAUAAAUCAGGAGAUAGUAAUAAUGUCCUAGACAAUCUACUCUCUCGUAUGGAACAAUAUGCAAAUAAUUUAGAAGAAUUAGUUGAACAACGUACAGCACAAUAUUUAGAAGAGAAGAAGAAAACUGAAGAUUUAUUAUAUUCAAUGUUACCAAGAUCUGUAGCUAAACAGUUAUUCCGAAAUCAACCAGUCACUGCAGAAAGUUUCGAAAUGGUUACAAUCUAUUUCAGUGAUAUCGUAGGAUUCACAUCGCUUUCAGCUGAAUCUACACCGAUGCAGGUUGUCGAGUUAUUAAAUCGACUGUAUACACUAUUCGAUGGAAUUAUUGAGAAUUUUGACGCCUAUAAGGUGGAGACAAUCGGUGAUGCUUAUAUGGUUGCUUCAGGUUUACCCCAAAGAAAUGGUAAUAAGCAUGCACGUGAAGUAGCCCGUAUGUCUAUUGCUUUUCUAAAGGCUAUCUUUGAAUUUCAAAUUCCUCAUAGACCUGAGAAACGUUUAGAGUUAAGAAUUGGUAUACAUUCAGGUCCAGUUUGUGCUGGAGUUGUUGGACAGAAAAUGCCACGUUACUGUCUAUUUGGUGAUACUGUUAACACCUCUUCACGAAUGGAAAGCAAUGGUCUACCUUUAAAAAUCCAUAUCAGUCAGCAAACAUUUGAUGUAUUGAAGACAUUUAAAUCCUUCAUUAUGACUGAACGUGGUCUAGUUGAAAUGAAGGGUAAAGGUCGUCAAAAAACAUAUUGGUUACAUGGAGAAGAUUGUUAUAUUGUUGAUCCUAUCCCAGCUGGUGCACAAAUUAUUGGCGGAGCAUAUGAAGGUGUAACUGGUCCAAUUCCAGCCGGUGCAUUAAUGCAGAAAAGUACUGGUGGAGGUUUUACUCAAUCUCCAGAACAUUUAUCUAAUCCAAGGGCUACAUCUCCACUUCAUCCUCCUCUUGAUGAUAAACAGACUUCUGAUUCUUCACUUAGACGCAAAUCGCAUAGUUCACCGGCAUCACCAACACUUCCUCUAGAUAUGAAACUAGGCUCUGGUGAUUUAAAUAAUCCAAGUUUAUACGAUAAUGACAUUCAACAAGAGUACAAGCAGCAACAGAAACUUCCUGCCACCCCUUCUCCUCUCCAUCAUCCCAGUCAGCCUAAAUCUACUAUAGGUUCUCAUGAGAGAGUAUCUGUAUACACUACAGAUCCUUUUCAAGUGAAUAGUAAGGAUACUGUUGAUUUUGAACCAACAAAUCCUAAUAAACGGCGUGUUGGUGUGUUUCAUUUAAAUGAAAAGCCUAUCUACAAUGCUUCAGGUGGUAAUUCUCAACAAAUUGGUGAAAAAGUUUGACUGUACAAUUUCAUUUACACAUAUUAUUCAAUUUCUACCAGUUAACAUACAAAUACACAUUCAUACCAUCUGUUUUGACAGAGAAAAGAGUAAUACUUGAAAGAAGGCGAAUACUUGGACAACAUCUUAAUCCACUUAUUGUGUGUUACACAUAAGUGUGUAAAUGCUUUCAGCAAGGCAUCAAUAAGGUAGCACACACACACAUACACAUGGUCUAACUAUCGCACAUGAAGUUUCUUUCUCCCCUGUCAUAUUAGUAUGGAGUUUGGCUCAAGAAAAAGCUUUUGAUCUGAUCUCACUGAAGAAUACUGUGCCUCAAUAUGUUUCCACUCCAUCCUAUCCCACUUCAUCUUCUCUAACAUGAAUAAUAUUUACACAUACCCCGUAUACAUGUAAAUUUCAGUAUUUUUUAUAUCUCAUAAGUGUGUUUUUGUAUGUAUGUACGUAUUUGUACAUUUGUGUGUGUAUGCGUGUGGAUGUGUAAAUGUUUAGUAUUACAUAAUUUAGUCUUGUUUGCCUGUAUAAAAACUACCUAUCAGGAUAUCUUAUAUAUACAUAUUGUAUAAAAGUGUGAAUUAUCAAACCAAUAAAUGUACAAGUCAGUUUUUCAAAAAUUUUAUUUCUUUCUUUGUUUUAUAAAUGUGAUGGAUGUAGACAAAUAUUUUGACUAGAAAAUUAUUUCUUUCCAUAAAGUUUAUGAAGGAGAUUAUGUAACUUUUCCUGGUGUUGUUGUCUUUCAUUUCCAUUCUUUGUUUGUAUAUAUGUAUGUAUGUUUGCGUGUGUGCGCGUGUGUAAGUAUGUGUGUGUGUAUGUUUGAUGUUUACUCUUUACUUGCUUCUCUUUUGGCAUUCCUUUAUAAACAGUUAUGAUUGUUGUUUUGCUUUAUUGUUGCUCCCGCCAUUAUCGUUUCCGUUGAGAUUCCACUGAGAUUGUCUGUCACCGGUUCACUAAACAAUCUUCAGCUCAUUCCCAUAUCUUUUUAUUAUCAUCAGAACAAACAACCAAGCACAAUAAAACUUGACCAUGAAUAUGUUUGUAUAUAUACAUAUAUGUUUUUUUUUGUGUAUUGUUGAAACUGUUACUUCGUAUCAUGUCGGUAGACUUCAGGUGAAGUGUAAUAUAAAUCAAGUCUUUUGAUUUUUCAUUACUGCUGAUAUGUGAUAAGUAUCUUCGUGAACACUACUUAACACUUACUGAACACAUCAUACAAAAAGGACGGGGGGGGGUGUUAAGCAGUGGGCGGACGCAAUGAAGGAAUCAUUUCGGUUGAGGAUGCCCUAGAAAAAGAAGUAUUAUCCUUACUUCACUAUUCUCACAUUCGUUUUGGUUUCUUCCUCCAUCUUGUAAAACAUCACUAGUCUCCUUGUAUAUGGAGUGUGAAAUGUUUAAUGAUCAUUAUUAUUAUUACUACUAUUAUUAGAUUUAUUAUAUUUUGUAUAGUAAUAUUCUCAGUAGUCUCUGUCUCAGCAGUGCUUUACACUAAAUCCUUCAUUCCCACUAUAGAGAUAGAUGAAUUGUCGGCUGUAAAUUGCACUUGCUUAAAUGUUUGUUUUUUUAUUCAUUCUGCGUUUAUUUCUCUUUUUUCUACAGCCUUAGGUGAAGUGCUAUCGUCAUCGUCAUAAUUAUCAUCGUUUUUAAGAAAUUUUUUUAUCUUCUUCUUGUUCAAAUACCUACUCAUCAUAAAUGAAAAGAUUUUUUUAGUCACUGUGUAUAUGUGUACGUUAUCGGCUAUGUUAGUGCAAGUCUCUUCUCUUUAUGAAUGAUUUUGUCUCUUUUCAAAAGUGUUUCAUUAAUUACAACCUUUGAUUACAAAAUGCAAUUUCAAAUAAGUUCAAUUUGUUGAUAGAAGGAAUGUUACUGAUCUUUGCUUCAUUUUUCUUUUAUUCUUAUAACGUUUUGUCUCAUUGUUACCUAAUUUCCUUAAAAUUAUUUUGUACAUUUCACUUUGUCUAUUUCUACAUAUCUUUGUCCAUAUAUUUUGUUUGCUUUCUAUUGGUUCAUUCAAAUGUGUACCUAUGCGUGGGUGUGUGUGUAUGAGCAUUUGUUUGCAGGUAUGUACGCAUGCACUUGAGGUUUCCCAUUUGCAUGUGUCUGUGUGGAUAUGUACCUGAAAUAGUCACUUCGUUCAUCUUAUUCACAAUGUAUUAGAAAAAAUAAAACAAAUGUCGAUUUUUCUUUUAAAAAUAAUCUCAUCUUUUCUCUUUUACUGGAUCGAUUUUUUUUAUCAAUUGAUUUUCUUCCCUCUUCUCUUUACCCUCAUUAACAUUUUCACCCUUGAUAUAUGUACACUUUUUGUUGUUACACAGUAUGUACAAUAUGUACAUGUUUAUUUGUUUGGUUGUUUGUUGUGUACGUGUAUGUGUGUAUUUUGUGUCUUAAUGCGAGAAACCAAAUGGAACAAUGGAACACAUGUCGUGAAUAUCCUCAAAUGACGCUUAGAACAUAGAGAAUAAUAAUAAAAAUACCAGUUACAACACCAGAGGAAUUAAGGAGAGUUCGUGAAAACACAAUCUAACUGUGUUUUCAUAUGGUUCAACAGAUAUGUACAUUUACAGAAAUAUAUAUUUUAACUGAGAAUUUCAUACAUGUCAUUUUUAUCAUUACUUACUGUUAUCAUCAACAAUUGGAUUGAAUGAAGAAAAUAAUAGUCUAUAUUUCGUGUUGCU
Messenger RNA from Heterobilharzia americana, 7605 nucleotides. NCBI's taxonomy places the organism in Eukaryota, Metazoa, Platyhelminthes, Trematoda, Strigeidida, Schistosomatidae. The record is from the annotation of a GenBank genome assembly.